GGCGAAGCCUAACAUCCCGCCUGACCAUCCCACCAAUAAGCUCACAGUAUAUAAUUGACCUCAGGGCUAGGCUUGCUUUGACUUUUUUGUGAUUGGACAUAACAAAAUGCAUGCGCCCAAUCUCAUUGUGUCUUUUUAGAAAAAUGGAAUAAUCAAUAUAAACCCUGCGUAGGCACAGCCUUAAGAGUUGUAGAGUGUAUCGAUCAAAUAUAUUUCUAUCCCUGGCAUAAACGAUGCUUAGUUUGUGCUUGGUCCUACUUUAGAAACAGCUGGAUGCUUCGCAUUGCAAAGUUGAUUAUUGAUUAGUGGAUAUUGCUAUUUUUUAUUCUCACCCCCUAAAAAUUGUCAAGAUUUGAACGAUUUCAAUUGAAUAUCCAAUGGAAACUUCAGUCAGUUAUAAAAUGGAUUCGUCAGAUGAAAGUUCGUCUCUUUCAGUAAACCAAACAGACACACCAACUUGUGUUCAUAAACACGAACCUACUGCUGAAGAAAAAAAGCUUACGAGACUUCUAAUUGAACGUGUUCUCCCACCAUUUUCAAAAUCACUAAAACUACAAGCUCUUGUGGUUUACCAAGCUGAUCAAGAAAAGAUGAAAUGUUUACUUGUUAACCAAACUUAUGAGAAAACAAAUGAUCAUUCUUUCGAAAACGGAAGUCCUAAUCAAGAUUUAUCAGAUUCAGGAAUUAUGGAUACAUCUACAGAGUCGGUUUCACCGAUUAAAACACAAGCUGAUGACGUUAUAAAGAAGUACGGCUUUUCGAUCUCACGACGUAAACGGAAGCUAAGUCGACCAUGUAAAAUACCUCAAAGUUCUAUUGUUUCUGAUCCUACUGAACCUUUACCUGCUACAACUGCUUCAUCAACAACUCCCGUUUCAGCUCAACCAGUCUCAAAAGCAGUCACUGAAAUUGUAACGCCGAUGAAAAGUGGGCCAACAAAUGGUUUAUUUUUACCUGUCUCAGCAGUUACACUUCUUCCUCAUGUGAGUGUUUUCUCCCUACCUGUAACAGUACUAUCAACUGUCCAUCGUCCUAUUUUACCUCGAAUUUGCACUGAUAAACAGCCUAUUCCCCGUCCUGUUAAUAGUUGUAAUUUACAGACAGUUAUUUCGCCUCAAUCAAAACAUACAACGUCAUCUAAUUCAGUUUCUAAGAAUUCCACCAGAGAAUCCGUAAACUCAACAGACGAUCCAAGUAUCCAUAAUCGUCGAUAUGCUAAGUCAUUUAUAUGCAAUCAGUGUCGAAAACCAUUUACAUCAUUAACUUUACUAUGUGAACAUACCUUCGCAGUGCAUAAAGCAUUUAAGUGUACUAUAUGCGGUGCACAAUUUACUCAACGAUCCAAUCUUCAACGUCAUUCCCUUCGUCAUGUUGGUUUCAAACCUUUUGUAUGUAAAAUAUGCGAUAAAUCUUAUUAUCGUAAAGAUCAUCUUGUUCGACAUAUUGAACUAACACAUCCUGGUUGUGAUCCACGUACAAAUCUUACUGUGAAACUAAGUUCAGCUGAAUGUUUAGAUUAUUUAGAUCAAAUUAAUAAACACGACAAUACAAAUGGUGAACAAAUACAAAUAUCAUGUCAAAACACCACUAAUAAUAAUAAUAACAAUAAUAAUAAUAAUACUCCUGAAAUUACUGUCAAACAAGAUGAAAGUGAUUCACAAGAGAAAUUAUGCAUUCUGGUAUCUCAACAACAAGAACAAUCUAGCAUUCACUCACAAUCACAUCAAAUAUGCACUAGUAUAAAUUCCUAAAAAAAGCCAGUUGUUAUUACUAUUAUUGUUUUCCCAAAAAAAGGAGUCUUGUCAUAUCACUGUUUUCUUUUCUACCAAUAUUAGACAGCUAUUGUUUGGGGUUUGUUUUUUUUUCAUACUUUUCUAUUCUUCAUUGUUUUGUUUGUUUGGUUUAUUUUUCUUUUCUAGAAAUUUUUUUAUUAUUAAGAAUUUAGUCAUUUUCUACUUUUAUAUUUUGUAUAAAUUAUUAUCAUUAUCCGUUUAAGAAAAUCAUUCUCAUCUUUAUAAUGGCUUAUUAUGCAUCAUUGGUUGGUUUAUAAUUAAUUAUAAUUUACUAAUAUGCUUGUUUGUGAUAACGAAUAAUAAACGAAAUCUAUAAUUGUAUAAACAACUCAUUAUGUUAGUUGGUUUUAUAUUACCGUAUAUACCUUGGAGACAAUUUGUAUAUUUUGAAUGUAACUUAUUGCGUUUUGAAACUCAUUAGUUUUUUUUUUGUUUUGUUUUUUUUAUUACAAAAUUUGAUCGAGAUAAGUUUCACAUGUGAUUUGAGUUUUUGUUGUUGUUCAUCUUAAGAAAAUCUUUUUAUUGUAUUCAUAUACAAAGUUUACUUUAAGUUA
Messenger RNA from Schistosoma margrebowiei, 2347 nucleotides. Lineage: Eukaryota; Metazoa; Platyhelminthes; Trematoda; Strigeidida; Schistosomatidae. The record is from the annotation of a GenBank genome assembly.